AUGUCCCUUGCAGCAAAGCGUGCUUGCAAGGAUUUACUUUACGACGGAAACCCUUACAAAACCGAUCACAACGAGCUGCUCAUUGUUGAAGCCAAGGUGGAUGACAAGACUAUCGGAGGAGUUCGAUUCCUCGUAAGCUUAGCAGUUUUCCACCUAGUUGCUCUCACAGAAUCGUUCAGCCACGUUCAUCUGGCUGUUCUACUUCUUCAGACCAGAAAUCGAGGUACCGUAUCCAACAUCAACGGAUAUGCGCCAACCUCCGCAGCUCCAGAUCAGGGACGUGAAGAAUUUUACCAGCCUCUUGAAGAGACGGCUCAGAAUGAGAGAAACUGCGAAACGUAUGUUGUUAGCGACUUUAAUGCCGUUGUAGGCAUGAACCGCAAUGGAUUGGUGAAUUCGGGCCAGGUGGAGAACAAAAAAGAGCUUUCGAAAACAUCAGCAACCCCUCAACUGUUCGAGCGCAAGUUGAAGAUACCCACUGAGAAGAGGUUGCGGCAGGGGGGGGGGAACACGAUAUCCCCGAAGAUGUUCACGGCUGCAUAG
This is a messenger RNA of Cooperia oncophora, 543 nucleotides long. The record is from the annotation of a GenBank genome assembly. NCBI's taxonomy places the organism in Eukaryota, Metazoa, Nematoda, Chromadorea, Rhabditida, Trichostrongylidae.